This is a messenger RNA of Musca vetustissima, 2329 nucleotides long. It is a transcript of the gene ND-75, whose product is annotated as NADH-ubiquinone oxidoreductase 75 kDa subunit, mitochondrial. Lineage: Eukaryota; Metazoa; Arthropoda; Insecta; Diptera; Muscidae. Gene Ontology annotation, biological process: ATP synthesis coupled electron transport. Gene Ontology annotation, cellular component: membrane. Bases 112 to 2316 code for a protein of 734 amino acids. Gene Ontology annotation, molecular function: iron-sulfur cluster binding; NADH dehydrogenase (ubiquinone) activity. The record is from RefSeq and is a predicted model, not a curated record. The transcript has 9 exons.
UGGUUGGCAACACAGUAGCCAUAUGUCAACGCAUCUGUCAAAAUCAUAAAAAAAUAACCAUCCGCUAUAUUUUACUCGGCUGCUCUAGUAUAUUUUCAUAAUCUUAGGAAUAUGAUUCGUGCACCGCUUGUAAAGGCCCUGGGCACACUGGGCUCGCCCACACAUCAAAUUGCCAGCAAAGCGGUGCGUACCAGUGCCGCCCUUGCCCAGACACCAGCCAAAGCACCCGAAAAGAUUGAAGUCUUUGUUGAUGACAUUCCCGUUAAAGUGGCACCUGGAACCACUGUAUUGCAGGCUGCUGCCAUGAUUGGUGUUGAAAUUCCCCGUUUCUGCUACCAUGAACGUUUGGCUGUUGCCGGCAAUUGCCGUAUGUGCUUGGUCGAAGUUGAAAAGUCUCCAAAGCCUGUGGCUGCUUGUGCCAUGCCUGUCAUGAAAGGAUGGCGCAUCAAGACCAACUCCGAUAUGACCCGCAAAGCUCGUGAAGGUGUUAUGGAAUUUUUACUAAUGAACCAUCCCUUGGAUUGUCCCAUUUGUGAUCAAGGUGGUGAAUGUGAUUUGCAGGAUCAAGCUAUGGCCUUCGGUUCAGAUCGUUCCCGUUUCACCGAUAUCAAUCAUAGUGGAAAGCGUGCUGUUGAGGAUAAGGACAUUGGACCAUUGGUUAAAACCAUUAUGACCCGUUGCAUUCAUUGCACCCGCUGCGUACGUUUCGCUUCGGAAAUUGCCGGUGUUGAUGAUUUGGGUACAACUGGUCGUGGCAAUGACAUGCAAAUUGGUACCUAUGUUGAGAAAUUGUUCCUCAGUGAAUUGUCCGGCAAUGUCAUUGAUUUGUGUCCCGUUGGUGCCUUGACCAACAAACCCUACAGUUUUGUUGCCCGUCCUUGGGAAAUUCGUAAGAUCAGCAGUAUCGAUGUCUUGGAUGCUGUCGGCAGUAACAUUGUUGUUAGCACCCGUACCAAUGAAGUUUUGCGUAUUUUGCCACGUGAAAACGAAGAGGUCAACGAAGAAUGGUUGGCUGAUAAGUCACGUUUCGCCUGUGACGGUUUGAAACGCCAACGUUUGGUUGCACCCAUGGUACGCAUGCCAAAUGGUGAAUUGCAAGCUGUUGAAUGGGAAGGUGCUUUGAUUGCUGUCGCCAAGGCAUUGAAGAAUGCCAAGGGCGCUGUAGCCGGUGUUGUUGGCCAAUUGGCUGAUGUUGAAUCGAUGGUGGCCCUUAAGGAUUUGUUGAAUCGUAAUGGUGCCGAAACAUUGUGCACAGAACAAGGUUUUGCUACCAAGGGUGCUGGCAUUGAUUUGCGUUCCAACUAUGUGUGCAACAGUUCCAUUGCUGCUUUGGAAGAAGCCGACGCUGUUUUGUUGAUUGGUACCAAUCCCCGUUAUGAGGCUCCUUUGGUUAAUACCCGUUUGCGCAAGGCCUAUGUCCACAAUGAAUUGGAAAUUGCCUCGAUUGGUCCCAAAGUUGAUCUCUCAUACAAACAUGAAAAUUUGGGCGAUGAUGCUGGUUUGGUUACCCGUGUUUGCCAAGGUUCUCAUGCCUUCUCCAAGGUUUUGGAAGGUGCCAAGAAGCCCGCCAUCAUUAUUGGUGCCGAUGUUUUGGAACGUGCUGAUGGUUCCGGCAUUUUGGCCACAGUCAGUGCCUACUGCAAGAAAUUGAACAAGCCUAACUGGAAUGCUUUGAACGUUUUGCAAACAAAUGCCGCCCAAACUGGCGCCUAUGAUGUUGGCUACCAACCCGGUUACCAAAAUGCCAUCAAAGCCCAACCUAAAGUUUUGUUCUUGUUGGGUGCCGAUGCUGGUAAAGUUUCCCGCGAUCAAUUGCCCAAGGACUGUUUCGUUGUCUAUAUUGGCCAUCAUGGUGACAAUGGUGCAUCCAUUGCUGAUGCUGUGUUGCCCGGUGCCGCUUAUACUGAAAAACAAGCCACAUAUGUCAACACUGAAGGUCGUGCCCAACAAACUUUGUCAGCUGUUUCUCCACCAGGCAUGGCUCGCGAAGACUGGAAGAUUUUGCGUGCACUUUCUGAAGUUGCUGGAACUCCUCUACCCUACGAUACCCUCGAUGAAUUGCGCAACCGCCUUGAAGACAUUGCACCUCAUUUGACCCGUUGGGGCAAAUUGGAACCUGCUGAAACAUACAACGGUGUUGCUGAUCAAGUAGCUGAGACCAAAAAUGUCGAUAACACUAAGAUUGAUAUUAAACUUAAGGAACUGCGUGACUACUACAUGACCGAUGCUGUAUCCAGAGCCUCCCCCACAAUGGCCAAAUGUAUAUCAGCCGUUAACAAACAAAAUAGCCAACAGAAGCAACGUGCUGUGUGUUAAAUCAAGUGUAUAG